This is a messenger RNA of Phycomyces blakesleeanus NRRL 1555(-), 171 nucleotides long. Its product is annotated as C2H2-type zinc finger transcription factor. The record is from RefSeq and is a predicted model, not a curated record. Gene Ontology annotation, molecular function: DNA-binding transcription factor activity, RNA polymerase II-specific; RNA polymerase II cis-regulatory region sequence-specific DNA binding. Gene Ontology annotation, biological process: regulation of transcription by RNA polymerase II. Lineage: Eukaryota; Fungi; Mucoromycota; Mucoromycetes; Mucorales; Phycomycetaceae. Gene Ontology annotation, cellular component: transcription regulator complex; PcG protein complex. The annotation marks the transcript as partial. The transcript has a single exon.
GAUAAUGGAAAAUACAAGUGUUCCUAUUGUGCAAAGAGAUUUAUGCGCCCUUCAUCGUUGCGUACACAUGUUUAUUCUCAUACAGGCGAAAAGCCUUAUAUCUGUACAUCUAAAGGAUGUGGUCGGAGGUUUAGUGUUCAAAGCAAUAUGCGACGACAUCUACGUGUUCAC